This is a messenger RNA of Pantherophis guttatus, 3277 nucleotides long. RefSeq lists its product as uncharacterized. Lineage: Eukaryota; Metazoa; Chordata; Lepidosauria; Squamata; Colubridae. The record is from RefSeq and is a predicted model, not a curated record.
CGGCUCUCCGGUUCUUCCCAGGAUCCAAGGAGCAGCAGCAGCAGCUGCAGCACGUUCAGACGGCACGUUCAGGAGAGGUCGGAGGAGAGACCGGGAGCCAAGCAAAAGAGGGUGCCAAGAAGAUGCCAAGUGAAAUCAAAAGAUAGAACUAAAAAGGAAAAUGAAUCCAUCCUGCAAUUAAAAUCCAAUUCCUCCAGAAAACAACAAAACACUUCUCUGUUCCAGCUUCUGAUGGAAGAGAGAGAUAGUAACUGAAGAGAUUAUCAACCUGGAAAAAGUAUGAGUAAAAUUCAUUGAGUAUGUGGAACUCAAUGAAACACUCCACAAAAAGGUCAAGGGAAAAAGUUAUUUGCAAAUUCAGAAAAAGAUGGAAGUAUCUGGAAAUCAAUGGAGAGGACAAUUGGAUAACCAGGUGUGGCAAGCAGUCAUGCAAGACUCGCUCUGUGAAGAAAGAAAGAGUGGCUUGAAUGAAAACAUCAUCCAAGAAGGGAUCCAAAAUAUUUUUGACCUCCCCAAUAAACCAAGAAUAUCAGUGGUGGAAAAGCCCCACGGAGCUACCUGUUAUGAGGAUAGUAUGGAUUGCAAAUCGCAACUGAUUGUGCCUGAAAGGAUUCACAUCAGAGAAAAGCCAAAUAAAUGUUCCAAAUGUGGGAAAUUGUUUUGCUAUAGCCCACACCAUUUUGAGGAUAAAAUGACUCUCACCGGAGGGAAUACGUACCAAUGCUCUCAAUGUGACAAGAACUUUUGUAAGGACACCACCCUAGCAGUACACCGGAGGACUAACACAGAGGAGGAACAGUAUACAUGUCUGGAUUGUGGGAAAUGUUUCAGUCAGAAUUCCAACCUGUUGAUACAUCAAAGGUCUCACACAGGGGAGAAACCCUAUGAGUGCCUAUAUUGUGGGAAAACUUUCAGUCGGAAUUCCCACCUGGUGAUACACCAGAGGACUCACACAGGAGAGAAACCUUACAAGUGUCCAGAUUGUGGGAAACAUUUCAGUCGGAAUUCCAACUUGUUGAUACAUCAGAGAAUUCACACGGGGGAGAAACCGUAUGGGUGUCAGGAUUGUGGGAAAAGUUUCAGUCGGAAUUCUAACCUGGUGAUGCACGAGAGGACUCACACAGGAGAGAAACCAUAUGAAUGUCAGUAUUGUGAUAAAAGUUUCAGCCAAAAUUCUCACCUCGUGAUGCACCAGAAGAUUCACACAGGAGAGAAACCAUACGAGUGUCUGGAAUGUGGGAAAAGUUUCAGUUGGAAUUCCCACCUGGUAAUACACCAAAGAACACAUACUGGGGAGAAACCGUAUGGGUGUCCUGUUUGUGGGAAAAGUUUCAGCCAGAAAUCUGAUCUGAUGAUGCACCAGAGGACUCAUACCGGGGAGAAACCAUAUAAAUGUCCCGUUUGUGGGAAAACUUUCAAUCGGAAUUCCCACCUGGUGAUACAUCAGAAUACACACACUGGAGUGAAACCGUAUGAAUGUCUAGAAUGUGGGAAAACAUUCAGUCAGAGUUCCCACCUGUUGAUACACCAGAGGACUCACACAGGAGAGAAACCAUAUGAGUGUCAGGAAUGCGGGAAAGGUUUCAGUACUAGGUCUAACCUUAUAAAUCAUUUAGGUUUACACACAGGGGAGAAACCUUUCAAAUGCCCAGAGUGUGGACGGUGCUUUACGCAAUAUUCCUGCCUUGCUGCACACAAAAAAAUCCACAUGAGGCAGAAGGCGAUGACUGCCGAAAAAUCUUGAAUUAAGAAAUUAAAUAUUAAAUGUCUGGAAUCAUUCACUGUAGUCAACUGUAUCUCGGUAUUAGACAUGACGGCGGAGAGAAUUUGAAAAUAUUGGUUUGGUAAAAGGUAACUUUUUGUAUCUGGAUAUCAGCAAACUUACUGGAAAUUCCCUUAUGCAGAAAUCAUGCAAUUCUACAAAAAGGCUUUGAGAGUCGGUUUUUUUGCACACUGAUCAUCAUCAACCAUAGAAAUGCUACAUAGGGAGUUUCAGGUUUCUUCAACAUAAGUGUCAAUCCUGAAGUUGGCUGAACUGGCCAUUUUCUUUUUUUUAGUCUCUAGGGAGGUUUUGUUUCUCACUGCUUCAGGGCUGACACAGCCUGGAGCGAAGGGGCCAGGGAGGGGGGUUGUAGAGAUUAGCUGGGGUGUUGUAGCCAUAAUAAAAUUCUUUCCCCUGGGAAUCAAGGACAUUCGUGCAGGUAUCUGCAUGGUGGAGACUGAGGUCAUCUAGCAACUGGGCUAUAUGCUGAUUGGUCCGUGUGACUGAGACUCUGGGGGAAUGUGAUAAUUUUUUUAGUUUUAAUUGGGGGAGAAAACCGGCACCAAUUUAAGAGCCGGUUUUCCACUAGGAAAAUGCCAAUUUGGUAUGUCCUAAUAAAAAUGUUCUUUGAGGAAAUUGCCUGCCUCGGAGUUCUUAUUGAACUGAGAUGUAUUACUUGGAACCCGGACAAUAGAUGUGCUGUAGAUUUCAAGCCCCAGAAAUCGUUAGCCAGCAGACCUGUUGCAUAAAGUAUCUUGAAGUUGUAGUCAACAUUUGUGGUAGGUCUCAUAACCGGCUAAAAUACACAUUACAAUUCCGCACUCAGAUUUAUUUACCGAUGGUGGCUUCUCCACUAUGACAAAAAUGAGAGGAGAUAAGGAGGAUUCGAAGUUCGUCUUUUCCAAAUACUUCCAACAAAUCAGUGCCAGGAAAAUCCGUUAUUUCAGACUGUGGCCUAGGAUAAGCACAAGUAUCAAAGAAACUCAUCAGUGUGGAGACUAUAGGUAGGCCUCGGGCUACGACCGCAAUUGAGCCCCAAAAUUUAUCUUGCGAAGUGAAACAUUUGUUAAGUGAGUUUGCCCCGUUUUACGACUUUUCUUGCCCCAGUUGUUAAGUGAAUCGUUGCAUUUGGUUAAGUUGGUAGCAUGGUUGUUAAGUGAUCUGGAUUGUGUCAGAAGGUCGCAAGAGCAGAUCAGAUGACCCCAGGACAUUGCAGCCGUCAUAAAUAUGAAUCAGUUGCUUAGCAUCUGAAUUUUCAUCACAUGAUCAUAGGGAUGCUACUAAUGUAACUGUGGGAAAUGGUCAUAAAUCACAUUUUUCAAUGCCCUUGUAACUUUGAACGGUCACUAAACAAACUGUUGUAAGUCAAGGACUACCUGUAUACUCUCUUACAUCUUUUGUCUGUUUAUAAUAAUGAUUAUUCUUAGACUUCCAUUGUUUUCUAUGUUUUUUUUUAACUAAAUGUACCCCCACAAUCCUUAUGCUGUCUUUCACCAUAAUAAACAUUUGCUUUGA